Molecule: messenger RNA, 987 nt
Organism: Stylonychia lemnae
Lineage: Eukaryota; Ciliophora; Spirotrichea; Sporadotrichida; Oxytrichidae
Source: the annotation of a GenBank genome assembly
AUGGAAAGAACAGGCUUAGAACAAAAUCCAGAACUUUAAGAAGAAGAAAUCUUUAAUGAUGAACAAAAGGCUAUGGAACCUAUAAAUUUUGAAGCCUCUAAAUAAGAUAUUCUCAAACUAUUCUAUGAAGAUGAACCAAUUUAAGCUUAUAAUCUAUUUAAAAAGUUAAAGUAAUGUAUUGAGCAAGAUCUUGUGUAAUUCAAUGAUGAUCAGAGUGAAACUCCUGAGUAGCAGAUGGAUAAAUUUGAAUAAUCUGAGGAAAUGGUCGCAUUGAAGAAGGAUUUCUUGAUAAUUGAAUACUUUAUGAAGGAGUUGAAUUCUGAUAUGAGUAGCUGGACUAGACACACAGACAAGCCAGAUUUCAAAAUUUAUUAUAGACAAGAAUAAGGCUUCAAAGGACUGACUUUGUACCUUGAAGUUGAGUUUAAGUCACCUCUCAUGAACUUAUUUACUAUUCUAGCUGAAGUUGAUCUGUUUUAGAAAUGGAUACCCUUCACAGCAAAGUCAGAGUUAAAAGGUAGCGUCUCACACUUGAGAAAGUUGGCAUAUUUAAAACAAAAUUUCCCCUUCCCAAUGUCUGCAAGAGAAGUUUAUUUAUCAGCUUGCGGUAUUGCACUUGAAGAUUAAAAGGCUUGUAUUUUGACACUAAGUUCAGUUGAAAAGGAUUCAUGGUUUGGUACUAGCAUUCAGAGAGAUCCUAAAUGUGUAUAUAUGGACAUCCACAAGGCAUUCAUUUAUGCAAAGGCCUUAGACAAGAAUACAUCUGUGUUAAAAAUGAUAUAAAAUGUUGAUCCUCAUCUAGACUACAUCCCAUAAGCACUUAUUAACUUUGGAAUGAAGAAUCUCAUUGGUGUAUUUAUUGGAUAGAUUAGAAAGAGAUGUGAGAAUCUACCUGAGGAGUAUCUUAAAUUAAUGGAGGAAAAGAAAGAAUUUUAUGAUGAGAUAUAUAGAAAAGUCUGCGCUGUUUCAUAGGAAUCUGUUCUGUGA